CAAGAACAAAAUUGAUUGAUGUUAAUUUUGGCUUGAAAGAAGAUAGAGCAUUGUUCAGUGGUGCUCAGAAACUUUUUGCAAUGGUUCUUGCUUUUAGUCAAGCUACAAUAUCUGUGAUGACUGGGUUGUAUGGUAAUCCAUUAGAAAUUGGAACUGGUGUUUGUAUAUUGCUUAUCACUCAAUUAGUUUUUGCUUGUCUUAUAUCUAUAUUGUUGGAUGAACUUCUUCAAAAAGGCUAUGGUUUAGGAUCUGCAGUUUCACUUUUUAUUGUUACAAAUAUUUGUGGAUCAAUAGUUUGGAAAGCAUUUAGCACAACAGCUGUUAACACAGAUCAUGGACCUGAAUUUGAAGGAGCUUUGGUUGCAUUGGUUUAUCUAUUUUUCACUCGUUAUAAUAAAACUCGAGCACUAAAAGAAGCAUUUUAUAGAACAAACUUACCAAAUGUCAGGAAUUUAAUAUCAACUGUUGUA
Molecule: messenger RNA, 470 nt
Organism: Entrophospora candida
Lineage: Eukaryota; Fungi; Glomeromycota; Glomeromycetes; Entrophosporales; Entrophosporaceae
Source: the annotation of a GenBank genome assembly